Molecule: messenger RNA, 1996 nt
Organism: Oncorhynchus nerka (sockeye salmon)
Lineage: Eukaryota; Metazoa; Chordata; Actinopteri; Salmoniformes; Salmonidae
Product: sphingosine 1-phosphate receptor 3
Exons: 2
Coding region: 921-1943 (340 amino acids)
Biological process (GO): regulation of metabolic process; adenylate cyclase-activating G protein-coupled receptor signaling pathway
Cellular component (GO): cytoplasm; plasma membrane
Molecular function (GO): sphingosine-1-phosphate receptor activity
Source: RefSeq, a predicted model, not a curated record
UCAAUACAGCCCUCCCAAGUUUUCCCGUCAGUCUCUCUCUGGAAGGGAGGGGUGUGCCUUCAGCCAUUAGUCAGAAAUGGGAGACAGAGGGAUAGGCUACUUCAUUACACAUGUAGAGAAAUGUGUAAAGAAAAAUACUGAAACUUCUGCAAGAAGAACUUGGGGGUGAAGGAAUAACGUUGCAGACUCGUAUUAUUACUAAAUGAAGAGGAUUUAUCACCACCACUUGAAAAAAUGUAUAACUAUGAAAUUAUAUAAAAGAAGCUUGGAUGAAGUCGAGUAACUGUCGCGCGCCGCUGGAAAGGAUCUCUGAAAUCGGCUCUAGACUAGAGUAUCUGACGGCGAGUCUUUACUAUUUACAUCUAUAGCUGUACGGGAUUCUAAUUUGUUUCAAAAGGCUAUAUUAAAACUAUGAUUAAAAAUAUAUUUUGUUGGCUGUAGUCGCCAGUAUAAACUAUAGAUAAUCUUAAAAUCACAUUUUAUUUUUAUCUUUAUUUGAAAUGUAACAUAAUUCUGUGAAAUUACAUUAAUUAGAUUAAUUGUAUUUUUUCUGGUUGUAAGUUAUUUUGUGGUUAAACACAGCUUUUGAAUUGACACUAAGAUUUAAAUUACAGUAUACUUCAAUGAUAGACGAAAUCAAAUAUUUUUCUAGGGCAGCAACUCUGGAUAAUAAACGUCUCAAUUCCGGAUAAAUGCUACCCAGAUGCACUCAUUCAUUUUCGAUCAAGAGAGAGGGAUACAAAAAACAACUAAAGUGUUAAUAAUCAACUUUUUUUUUUAAAUCUAGCUGGUCCAUCACUUUCAACUCAACUGUAAAGGGUGGGAUAUUCGUCGAUCUCACUCUAAACAGGACUUUUAAUACGCAUCUUUACUGAUCUCUGCUGGACAUUUGUGGAAUAACAUCUUGACAAACAGAGACGAUGAACAAGCAGAUAUAUAUCCACUAUAACUACACAGGGAAGCUGGAAAACCGUCAGAAUGGAAAAAUCACAGGUGGUGGCGUCACCUUGGAUGCUAAAACCAUCGUGUUCCUCAUCAUCUGUUGCUUCAUAAUCCUGGAGAACCUGAUUGUUCUCGUGGCAAUAUGGAAAAACCAUAAGUUCCACAACCGCAUGUACUUCUUCAUAGCCAACCUGGCGUUGUGUGACCUUCUGGCUGGGGUGGCUUAUAUCGUCAACCUCCUCAUGUCAGGGGAGAAGACCCUUCACCUGUCCCCAGUGUUGUGGUUUGUAAGGGAAGGGAGCAUGUUUGUAGCUCUGGGGGCUUCCACAUUCAGUCUCCUGGCUAUAGCUAUAGAGAGACAUCUGACCAUGAUUAAAAUGAGGCCCUACGACGCCAAUAAGAAUUACAGGGUGUUCUUGCUCAUAGGGACCUGCUGGCUCAUAGCGAUAUCCCUGGGAGCAUUGCCCAUCCUGGGGUGGAACUGCUUGGACAACCUCCCUGACUGCUCCACAGUCCUACCGCUCUAUACCAAGAAGUACGUGGCCUUCUGCAUCAUCAUCUUCAUGGCCUUGCUGCUGGCCAUGUCCGUCCUGUACAUACGCAUCUACAUGUUGGUGAGGACCAGCAGUCGGAAGGUGACGAAACAUUCCAACUCAGAGCACUCCAUGACCCUCCUCCGUACUGUCAUCAUCGUGGUCGGCGUCUUCAUUGCAUGCUGGAUGCCCAUCUUCGUCCUCCUCCUCAUCGAUGUGGCCUGCGAGCACCGCUGCUGCCCCAUUCUCUACAAGGCCGACUACUUCAUAGCCCUGGCCGUGCUCAACUCUGCCAUGAACCCUGUUAUCUACACCUUGGCCAGCAGGGAGAUGAGGAGAGCCUUCUUUAGCUUGGUCUGUGGCUGUCUGAUGAAGGGGAAUGUCUCCAGCAGCGGUGAGCCAAAUAAGCCCAAUAACCUGGAGCACAGCAGGAGCACAGCAGGAGCACAGCAGGAGCACAGCCCAUAAUAAUCCUAACAACCACAGCAGGAGCACAGCAGGAGCACAGCCCAUAAUAAUCC